This is a messenger RNA of Trichoplax adhaerens, 1812 nucleotides long. RefSeq lists its product as uncharacterized. The record is from RefSeq and is a predicted model, not a curated record. The transcript is spliced from 3 exons. NCBI's taxonomy places the organism in Eukaryota, Metazoa, Placozoa, Uniplacotomia, Trichoplacea, Trichoplacidae. Bases 1 to 1812 code for a protein of 603 amino acids.
AUGAAAGCAGGCUAUCAAAGCACUAGUAACAUUGCUGACGAAUCUUACGGAGGCAAUCAAUAUCCCAAUCAACAGCAAAAGCAGCCACAGCAAGCAAAUCAGCGACCCUAUUCUUAUGGCAGCGAUGAUUAUAAUGCUAACAGAAAGCAAGCACCUUAUAGCUCUCAGCAAGGCUACGAAUCUAACUACAAUCAACGAAAUGUAAGCCCCAAUGCAGCUAUGAGCCAGAAUAGAUCAUCACAGUCUAAUUAUGACAAUGCUCACUCUAAUAUGCAAGAACGCGAUUACUCAAAUCAGCGUCGUCCAUAUUCUGGGAACUACCAGGAUAGUUAUACUAAUCAGCAGCAAUCAAGCAACCAGUACAAUCAAAGUAAUCAACGACCAAAUAGAUCAAGUAGACCUUCUAUUCUUGAUGAAAGUAAAGGAAAACCUCCUAAUUUUACUGGCGGUGAACAAAACUGGCAACAGCCUCAACCAUCUACAAAUUCCUAUCCGCAACCAAAUCGCAAUACGGAGAGAAAUAAUUAUUCAAAUGGUAAUGGAUAUGAUUCCAACUCCUAUCAGAAUCAAAAUUAUAGUAAUCAAGGUUAUGGCGGGUCUCAAAAUAAAGCCUAUUAUGAUUACAAAAAUCCCAGUUCUACUGCUGAUCAAUCCCAGCAAGGUUAUACAGCCCAGUAUAGCUAUGAUUCAAACGCUAACCAAGGCUACAGCAGCUAUGAUCAAUAUGAUAAUAACAAUCAGCAAUAUAAUCAGGAUUAUAACGAUUCUAAUGGCGGGAAUCAAUGGGAUUCUUAUGGCAAUCAACAGCAACAGCAACAGCCACAGCAAAAGCAGACUGAUAAUUACGUAAAUUCCGUAUUAGGCCACAAUUUGAAAAAUCUACAAGUAUAUCCAUUACCGGCUGAUGAUCCAGGUGAAACUGUAGGAAGAAGUCAGGUAGAUUCAAAUUAUCAACAGCCAUCCACAACUGCAGGUAUACGUAGAAGUCCUCGUGCUGGUGUUGAUAAUAAAAAAUCUUGGAAUGGUGGCAAUAGUCGCUCCAAUUUAGCUCUCAAUAUUGAGGAAUCUGAGACUUCAGAUAUUUCAAAUGAAUCACCACAACAUCAGCCUAGUUAUGGCGGAGGUAGAAAUAAACAGCCACCAACGCAAGGUGAGGGAAGACCAUCGCAAGAUCGAACUAUUCGAGUAUCGAAAGGCGCUACUGUCUCUGUUGGUGGAAACCGAGGUAGAGAUAUGAAUUCAGGGCCAUCGAGAACUAGCGAUGAAAGACCGGCUAAUUCUGGUAUGCCACCGAAUCGAAGAUCUGCAGCAAAUUAUCAAGCUACUACAUCAACUAAUCAGCAAGAUAAUCCAUCAAACAUGGAAGAUUAUGAUAACUCUGUAAGGCCAAAACCUUCAGCAAGAGUAAGCAUGAAGCUUCGUCGACCGCAACAAUUUUAUAAUCAAGAUAAUGAAAGUGGUUCAAACUAUGAUCGAGAUAAUCAAGACUAUGGACGCAAUGAUCGAGAACGUCGUAACAAUGCAGCAAGUCAAUCUCGAGGUGGAAGGAUUAGUGUAGCUGCUAGCAGUCGCCGUAAUAAUGCACCUGAUGAUCGCUACAAUGAAGAAAUGGACAAUGAUAAUUAUAACCAAUCUUCCAAUCAAGCAGAUUAUAAUCGACGCCCAUCACCAAAUCGUGGAGCGCGAGUUACAACUGGACCUAGUAAUAAUGUUCCAAGGCGUCCUCGCAAUGGCGGUGAUAAUAGUGAUGCACCGAUUCCACGUCCACGUACCCAGUCAGCUAAGGGUAAAGGAUCGAUACGUAUGAGAUAA